This is a messenger RNA of Octopus bimaculoides (California two-spot octopus), 4883 nucleotides long. Its product is annotated as midnolin-A. Gene Ontology annotation, cellular component: nucleus. Gene Ontology annotation, molecular function: protein binding. NCBI's taxonomy places the organism in Eukaryota, Metazoa, Mollusca, Cephalopoda, Octopoda, Octopodidae. The record is from RefSeq and is a predicted model, not a curated record.
UAGUAGUAAUAGCAGCAGCAGCAGCAGAAGGAGAAGAAAGAAUAAGGAGACGACGAGGACGGCAGAAGAGAAGCGAGAAAGAGGAAAUGUGAGAGGAAAAAAACCACGGACAGAGACAGAGAGAGAGAGAGGGGGAGAUAUUGGAGGAGGAGUAGUAGGACGAGGAGUGGUAGUAGUAGGAGGAGGAAUAAGAAAGCCAGAAAACGAAGAACAACUAAAGAGAACUACAAGUAAUAACAAUAAUAAUAAUAAUAAUAAACAGAGAGAGAGAGAGAAACAAAAAAGGAAACCAAGCUGGCGACCAACGAUUCUAGUUUUGCCGCUGAGUCGGUUCCAAGCAGAGGAAAUUUCACAGCAACCAUGAAAAGUAGCGGCGCUGCAUCGCCCGGUACAACCAAUAUUACAAACAACAAUAAUAAUAAUAAUAAUAAUAAUACUACAACUACUACUACUUCUUCCACGACGGCCCUGAGCCCAAACAGUAGUAGUAGUAGUAGCAGUAGUAGUAACAACAACAACAACAACAACAACAAUAAUAAUAAUAGUUGUAAUAACAACAGUGAAGAUAACAACAACAACAAGAACAACAACAACAAUAAUAAUAAUAAUAAUAAUAAUAAUAAUAAUAGUAAUCGUAAUAAUAGUAAUAAUAAUAAUGGUGGCGUCCAGAGCAACCGAAAUGGCAUUAAUGGUAAACGCAAUGGAUAUAUGAAAUUAAAUAUUUGUCCAGCUACAGGAGGUCAAAUUGAGGUAAAUGUACCAGAGAAGGAAACGGUAGCGGGACUUAAAUGGAAUUUGUCGAGGAAAUUCAGAAUUUCUACAGAAAAAAUGACUCUACUUUUCAAAGACCGGAAACUCUUGGAGAAUCUUUGGAGUAUUUUGCACAUCCUCUCUGUACCAUUAAUCAAUUGGAUUUGGAGAAUACAACCCAGCUUAUGUAGUUCUCUGUUGGAUAAUGCCAGCAUUUCCAAACCUUUUUUUGUAAAACUGUUGUUUCAUAGCCCCUAAACGAGAAUCUAUUACAAAGACACAAGAGCUGUAAGUUUUCCAUUAGUUCACCUCAGUUCUUUUUCCUCAGCUUAAGAUGUGAUGUUCCCAUCUGCUGAGCAACUGACCUCUACAGCUUGCAUUUUAGUAUGAGGUAGGUAUCUCCUUUUCUUGUAAGUGAUAUCUUCCACUCUAGUUUGGUACAGUCAACAUUUUCUAUCACAACUGGGAGGUUUAGAGAUCUCCAUGUGUCUUCUUUGUUGAUCAGAUAUAUCAUUCUUAGUUGGAUGUGGUUUUAUCUAUCACAAGCUCAAGAAGGCUACUGGUCUUAUUAAUAUUGUUGAAAUACAUGAAUAGAAACAUAAACAAACUAACAUUUAUUUUAUAAGCUUUGAAAUAUGUAUUGUAUGAUACAAAAUUAAACGCUAAUUUAUUUUCGAAUGCAGAAACACCGUUAGAUCAGCAGAAUCAUUGGGUAAAUUUCCCAAACAAAGAGAUAACAUUUGUCAACAACCAGAAAAUGUUUUUGCUUUGUAAGGGUAAUUUACCCAAUAUUUGUGCAGGGUGUGUGUGUGUGGAGGCACAAUGGCCCAGUGGUUAGGGCAGCAGACUCACAGUUUUGAUUCCCAGACCGGACAUUGUGAGUGCUUAUUGAGUGAAAACACUUAAAGCUCCGAAAGGCUCAAGCAUGGUGUGGUGGUGAACCCUGCUGUACUCUUUCAUCACAACUUUCUCUCACUCUUUCUUCCUGUUUCUGUUGUACCUGUAUUUCAAACUUUGUGUCACGCUGAAUAUCCCUGAGAACUACGUUAAGGGUACACGUGUCUGUGGAUCACUCAGCCACUUGCACAUUAAUUUCACGAGCAGCCUGUUCCGUUGAUCGGAUCAACUGGAACCCUUGUUGUCACAACCGACCAAGUGCCAUAGACAGGAUGAGCAUUCAUGCAUGACUUUCCAUUCACAUGAUUGACCAGCUUCUGUUCAAGCUGGUUAGUUCACUAAUCCUUGAGUGACAUAAAACAGCUAGCUGUACUCUGAGAGUUCCUAAGCAAGAAUUAUUUCUCUUCUGUUGAGUACACAGAUGAUGUACUCAUUUCUCUUUUUCUGCUCAAUAAGAGUUGUGGGAAUGAAAAUGGUUGAACUUGCAAAGGCCAAUGAGUUGUUUGAAUAUACUUUAAUGCCUCUACCUCCAUCCAUCUAUCUAACAAGCAUCCUGCUGAUGUCACACUUAAUAUGGAAGUUACCAGUGGUGGUUUGUAUCCUGCCCCCUCCAAAUCUUGAUGUACAAAUUGUAGAUCUCUUCAAGUACUUAUGUAGAUAUGUGUUUGCAUCAUUAUAAACAUGUGCAUGCAUAAAUGUAUAAAAUGUGCAUAUAUAUAUAUAUAUAUGUGUGUGUGUGUGUGUGUGUGUGUGUAUUUAUCUGAAUAAAUUCUGUACAAAAACAUAACCUCAAAUUUAAUCAAUAAAAAACUUCACCAGAACACCUCUCCAUUGUAGCCCACUUAUCAACCUAAUUAACAUCCAGCUGAACCUCACAAACUCCCCAAAAUUCUAUUGUAACUGCAUAAAACCAAGAUUAGCUUAAUGUGUCAGUUAAUGAUGGCUGAAUAUUCGCAGCCACUGUCAAUACCAUUCUUGUUGAAGAAUAAUAAAUUUGUACUCUAUUAAGCAACCGUUCAGAUACAUGGAAAUUGUUUUUAUUAUUAGAUUGUCUGAAAAAUUCUGAGCGUUUUUACGCUAAAUCAGGUAAUGCUUCAUUGAACACACCUGAAAUGUAACACAGUUGAAACUUUGGUGUUGCUUGAAGUGGAAGUGCAUGUCUUCUUUGUUCCUGACUAAAAAUAGAUUUAUCUUUCAUUCCGGUUACCAUUUAUUGACGUUUGAAAUGGAGAACCAAAAAUGUCAUAACAAUAUUGUUAAAGCUCUCUCAAAUCACAGCCUGUCUUCUUCAGUGAAAAAAGAGGGGACACUUGGAUUUACAUACUCUUGGAUCAAGAAAAAGACUGGACAGUCAUGGCUGAAACGCCUUUGGCCAUGGGUCAGUUUGAUCUGGACUGAGAGGUUCUAAACAUUACCAGCAACAACAACAACAACAACAACAACAACAACAACAACAACAACAGCAACCAAGAACACAUUGGUCAGUGUAGCCCUGACUGCACAAAUGCACAAGAUAGUCAUGGUUGGAACGAACAACAACAACAACAACAACAGUUAUUGGGUGAUGGAUUGACAGAAUUGUUUGGGCUUUGGACAAAAUGCCUUGUGGUAUUUGUCCAAUGUCGUUGAGCUCUGAGUUCAGUUAUUUCCACGGUUGAUAAAAUGAAGCUGAUGUGUAAAUGACUAAAACCCUCCCCUCAAAAUUGCCAGCCAUGCACCUAAAUUAGAAAUCCCCCCUCAUCAUCAUCAUCAUCACACCACCGCCACCACCAUCAUUGUCAUCAUUCUCAUCGUCGUCAUCAUCAUCAUCAUCAUCAUCAUCAUCACUAUCAUCAUUAUUAGUAUUAUUUUGAAGGUCGUUAGUAUGCUGAAUCAAAAUACUUGCCGGCAUUUCGCCCAUCUUUAGAUCCCUGAGUUCAAAUCCUUCCGAGGUCGACUUCAGCUUUCGUCCUUUCAGGGUUGAUUAAACAAAUACCAGUCGAGUAUUGGUUCUCAGCUCAAAAAGGUGAUCCCCACUUCUGUACUCAGCUCAAAGCUUAGAACGCAACCCCUGAUAUCAGCAGCAGAGCCCAACAGCAUUUGCUGGUAUACCUCAACCACAUCAUGCUGGUUCCAUACCCCUUUGAGCAACAUCAAAUUCACUCAUCCGUCCACAAACACUCUCCAAGCUUUCCUAUCAUUAAUAAUCUCUCUUGCCUUUCUCACUCCAACACCUCCAACCACCAAAGCUUUCCUCACUCCCAUCCAUCCACACAAGAUGUAUUUGUAGACUGGAGAAUUACACUUGAGAAGGACCAUUUGCUUUUAGUAUUUAUUAUUAUUAUUAUUAUUUUUGUGGAGUUACCUGAUUGGCCCAGCUGGAGCUCUUCUUCAACAAGGCAGGCCGUAGUGUCCAAAGUGUUCAUGUAUACUUUGUAUUACAUCCUGUUCUUUUUCCCUCUCUUUUCUGCCCCUUCAUCCACUUUUAUAUAAAUCUCUGACCAAUACAGCCUGUCUUUAUUUUGUCCCUUUUAUCCUUUGCUUUAUUGAUUUUGGCUCUCUGCUUUCUGUGUUCAAAUCCCACCACGGUGAACUUCACCUUUCAUCCAUCUGGAAGUCAAUAAAAUCAGUUAACUGUCAAGUACUGAGGUCAGUGGCAUCGACUAAUCACCACUACUCAAAACCACUGGCCUUGGGCUUAAACCAGAAGCCGUAAUUAUUGUCAUUAUUUAUUUAUUUAUUCAUCCAUCCAUACACCGAGUGUUAAGUGAUCAUAGGUAUCGGUCAAUGGGUUGUUUCGGUAAUUUGUUGUUUUGAAAUGUGGACAAUGUGUUGUUAUCAACCCCCAGAUGGACGAGGAGAAAAAUCUACUCUGGUCUGAUUUGAACUUCUAUAAUUUCUUCCUCUUUUUCCUCCUCCUCGUCUUCAUCAUCAUUAUCAUCAUCAUCAUCAUCACCACCACCACCACCAUCAUCAUCAUCAUCAUCAUCAUCAUCAUCAUCAUCAACGACGACCUCCUCAUCAACGCUACCAUCCCAUCAUGAUGUUUGUGGUGAUGAUGAAGAUGAUGAAAUCAGAUAUUAUUAAUCUGACCAUCUUCAAUAAAGUUAGGAUUGGAACGCCGAAAUACAUAUUUUUCCUGUGGAAGCAGGGUAGGAUGUGGGGGACGUGGUGGUGGUGGUGCUGGGUGGGGCGCAGAGCGUGGUUGGUGGUGAGUCAGUGGCAUUCGUAGCAAUCCUCAGUGUACCUGUACUGGG